Boleophthalmus pectinirostris (great blue-spotted mudskipper) is the source of this 1822-nucleotide messenger RNA. RefSeq lists its product as uncharacterized. The coding region runs from base 112 to 1272 and encodes 386 amino acids. The record is from RefSeq and is a predicted model, not a curated record. The transcript is spliced from 3 exons. NCBI's taxonomy places the organism in Eukaryota, Metazoa, Chordata, Actinopteri, Gobiiformes, Gobiidae.
CCCAUCUCUCCUCUUUUCCAGAGUUUUCGAUCUCUCCAUGGUCGCAGUUUGCUUCGGCUCCAGCUGCUGCAACAAAGGGAGGAUCUGGGUUUGAAUCGCUGUUGGAGCAAAAUGAGCAAAGACCAUCUGCAUGUUCAGAGGCGAGACGAGAGACCAACCCCGCCAUGGAAGAGAAGGUUAGAAGCUCAAAUCAAGGCCACAAGGAGAGAGGUGAGCCAGCUGGCAGAGGCCAACAGAGGUAACAUGAAAAAACAAGUGCCCAAGAGAUACAUCCAUAUGCCCGUCUCCGAAGCGCUGGAGGCGGCCAAGCAAAGGCUCCAAGCUCUGGCCGGCCGCUUAAAGAGGUACAACACAGAGAACGAAGCCAGACGAGAAAACCGCCUGGUCUCAGCACAACCUGCGGAAGUGUGCGGGCGACGGCAGGGGCACUACAACGGAGCGGACGCACUGAGGCUGGACUCUGAACAGAAAAGAGACUGCACUCAGACCCUAAACUCUCAGGGCACUGAUUGGACACUGGCCUGGGAGGGUCAAAAGUACGGCCAAUGGAAGGGGCACUACACCAAAGCGGACCCACUGAGACCAGACUCUGAACGGAAAAACGACUUCUCACAUACACCGACACGAGACCGGGAAGGUCAAAAGUACGGAAAGUGGCAGGGUAACUACAGCGAAGCGGACCCACUGAGACCGGACUCUGAACAGGAAAAAGACUUCACACAUACCCCAACACGAGACCGGGAAGGUGAAGGGUACGGUCAAUGGGAGGGGCACUACACCAAAGCGGACCCACUGAGACUGGACUCUGAACAGCCAAGAGACUACACACAGCCCCCAACACGAGCCUGGGACGACGGAGAGUACGGAAAGUGGCAGGGUCGCUACACCAGAGCGGACCCACUGAGACCAGACCCCAGACAGCCAAGAGACUACACACAGCCCCCAACACGAGCCUGGGACGAUGGAGAGUACGGAAAGUGGCAGGGUCGCUACACCAGAGCGGACCCACUGAGACCAGACCCCAGACACCCAAGAGACUACACACAGCCCCCAACACGAGCCUGGGAUGACGGAGAGUACGGAAAGUGGCAGGGUCGCUACACCAGAGCGGACCCACUGAGACCAGACCCCGGACAGCCAAGAGACUACACACAGCCCCCAACACGAGCCUGGGAGAGUGAGAUCUCCUACACACGUCCCCGUGCUGACCACCAGAUGGAGCCAGGAUGCAGCAGUGGAGGUCAGAGUAACUGUAACAGAACUCAUCCAUAACUCCUGAUCAAAUGAUCUAAGUGACCCACUCAGCGCCUGCAUCAUCGCUCCAAACGUCUCCAAACGUCUCCACAGACUCUUCUCCACAGACAGAUGCGGUCAGGGCACAGACAGGGCCUGUAGCUUUAGCUUGGCGUCCUGUGAACUAAAAAGAAAUGAAGUAAAACCUCAUUAUAGUAAAGAAAUCGCACAAAUGGAACAAAUGGGACGGAUUAGGUUUGGUUCUUGGUCCGGAUAGUCAUUCUUUUGACAUGUUGGUAGUUUUUGUGUUUUCCAUAAAACUUUGAAAAUGGUUUUCUAAACAGUGUCUGUAUUGUGUACUGUGAGGAUAAUUUGUCCUAACUUCUAAUGACUUUUUUCUACUGUAGCUAAGUAUCUACUGUAGAUCUUUUAAAUGAGAAUUAUAUUAAAUGUCAUUUGGAAUUAAGACAUUCCUACAUAUAAAUGCUGUGCAUUUGGUUAGCACAUGACUUGCUUUAUAAUAACUGUUUUUAUUUAAUUCAAAAUAAAACAUUUAUUCUUGUCUUGUCAAUUUUGUGGAAUAACUAAA